AAUAUAUUGUAGUGCACAUAUAGCAAUCUUACGUUGGAUUGUCUAAGAAAUUUUCAUUGAGUUUGACAGUGGCCGGAAGGAAAUUUCCAUUACGUUAUCGUCUGUGUACACACGCAUUUUCCAAGCUCUUUAAAUCUUUAGAAACUAGCAAAUCAAGAUAGAAGAUAGUGUUCUCAAUUUCAAAUAUGGCUUCUUCUUCAUCUUCUUCAUCUUCAUCUACUACUGCUUGGGUGUAUGAUGUUUUCUUGAGUUUUAGAGGAGAAACACGAAAAUCUUUUACUGAUCAUCUCUAUGAAGACUUAUGUCAAGCUGGAAUUAACACCUUUCGGGACGAUGAAGAAAUCCGAAAAGGUGAGAACAUCACUGAUGAGCUAUUGAAUGCCAUCGAGGGGUCCAAGAUAUCCAUCAUUGUAUUUUCCAAAACUUAUGCCCAAUCAAGAUGGUGUCUUGAUGAACUGGUGAAGAUUCUAGACUGUAAGAAAAAAUUGCAACAGAUGGUUCUGCCUAUAUUCUACAACGUUGAUCCUGCAGAGGUUCGUAAACAAACAGGUGAAUUUGGUAAGGCAUUGGCUCAACAUCGACAACGAGUUGAUGAUCAAAAAGUUGAUGAAUGGAAAGUUGCACUCACUACUGUUGCUGAUUUGUCGGGAUGGGAUUUGCAAACCAUAACAAACGGGUAUGAAUCGAAAUUCAUCAAAAAAAUUACUGAAGAGGUACUACGAAAAGUGAAUUUAACAUGCAUGAAUGUUGCAAAGUAUCCUAUUGGAAUUGAUUCUCGUGUUAGAGAUACAUUUCAUUUAUUGCAAACUCAAAGAAAUUAUGACACCAAGAUGUUUGGAAUUUUUGGUAUGGGUGGUGUCGGAAAAACAACCCUUGCUAAAGCCAUUUACAAUUUGAGUUUUCAAAAGUUUGAAGGUUGCUGCUUUAUUGCAAACAUUAGAUCACAAAUUUCUGAAGGGCACAAUGGUUUAGUUCGUUUACAAGAGAAACUUCUUUGCAAAACACUCAAUAGAAAGAAACUUGAAAUAGAUAAUGUUGAUGAAGGAAUAAGUUUGAUUAAAGAAAGACUACGAUCAAAAAGUGUUCUUAUUGUUCUUGAUGACAUAGACGAUACUAGUCAACUAGAAUCAUUAGCAGGACAACGGAAUUGGUUUGGUUCAGGGAGCACAAUUAUAAUAACAACUAGAGAUGUUCAGUUGUUGAGUCACAUGGAAGCACACGAGAAAUACAUGGUAAAAACGUUAAGCCCUGAUGAAUCCUUGCAACUCUUGAGUUGGCAUGCUUUUGGUGUUCCUAUACCAUUAGAGGAGUAUAUUGAACUAUCCAAAAGGAUAGCAAGUUAUACUGGUGGACUUCCAUUAGCACUUACAAUUAUAGGUUCUCAUUUGCGUGGCAAAUCAGUGCAAGAAUGGAGUGAUGAUGCUGAGAAAUUAAGAGGGAUACCUCAUGAUGAUGUUCAAAAAAUUCUUAAAAUAAGUUAUGAUUCACUUGAUGAUGAUACUAGGAAUAUCUUUCUUGAUAUUGCUUGUUUUUUUAUUGGGCAUAACAAAAAUGACACUUCUAUGAUAUUGGAAGCUUGUGGUUUUUAUGCUAAAAGCGGAAUAAGAAUUUUGAUUGAAAGAUGUUUGUUGACAACAAAUGGAGGUGAAAAGUUUGAAAGGCUUCAGAUGCAUGAUUUAAUACGAGAUAUGGGAAGAGAAAUUGUUCAAAAGGAAUCUCCACGAGAGCCAGGCAAACAAAGUAGAUUGAUUGACCCAAAUGAUGUCUUUGAUGUUCUUCACGGGAACAAGGGCACAAAAGCAAUUGAAGGGAUAAUUGUAAAUUCUAACAUGUCAAAAAAUGUGCCUUUGAAUACUCAAGUAUUCAAAAGGAUGGUAAAGUUACGAAUACUCAUAUUGAAUGGUAUGUGUCUCAGCGGAUCUUUUAAAUAUUUAUCCAAUGAGCUUAGGUUGUUUAGAUUACACAAUUGCCAUUUGAGUUGCAUACCAUCUAAUUUUCACUGUGAGAAGCUUGUUGAGUUAGACAUGAAAGGUAGCAAUAUCGAAGAAUUGCAAUGCAAUAUGCAGCAUUUUAGAUGCUUGAGGAUAUUAAAGCUUGAUUAUUGUGAACAACUUAAGAAAACACCAAACUUCACUGGGGCACAUACUCUUCAAAAGGUAUCCUUUAAGUGGUGUUCAAAUUUGGUCAAGGUACACCCAUCAAUUGGAAGUUUGGAGAGACUUGUUGAGUUAAAUUUCUUUAGUUGCAAGAAACUCAAGGUUCUUCCAAGUAGCAUUUGCAAGUUAAAAUCACUUGAAGUUUUAGAUUUAGAUUAUUGCGAAAAAUUGAGGGAGCUUCCAACUGACUUGGGAAACUUAGAGCAACUAAGAGAUUUACUUGCUCGUCAAACUUCCUUCUCACAUUUACCAUUUUCUGUGGGAUGUUUGAGAAAUCUAAAGACACUAGAGCUCGAGGUGUACAGGAGUUCUGUACUAUCAAAAUCAAAAUCAAAAUCAAAAUUGCCUCUCUUUUGUUCAAGAAGAAGUCGUGAUGGUGUUGGUUUUUUUCCACCUUCAGUUGCAAAUUUGUGCUCCUUGGAAGUUAUUGAAAAUUUGACCUCAUUGGAAGCUUUAGAUUUAUCAGGAAGAUUUUGUUAUCUUCAAAACUUACCCUUCCGCCUUUGUCAUCUUUCAAACUUGAAAUUUCUCUACUUGGAGGAUUUGCAAAAUCUUAGAGCCCUUGUAGAACUUCCUCCUAGUUUGGUGGAACUCUCUGCAGAAAAUUGUGUCUCAUUGGAAAAAAUAGCAGUUGUAUCAAACUUGAGGAGACUUAGAGUCUUGCAUCUUGAAAACUGCAAAAGUUUGGUUGAGCUUCCAAACUUGGAGAAUCUUUCAUCCUUAGUAGAGCUUAACAUAAGCAAUUGCAAUGCUCUGACUAUCCCUGACAACUAUUUGCAUGAAGUAGAUGGUCUUCCAAUUGCUCUUAGGAGUUUGUCCUCAUUGAAAGAAUCAGAUUUAAUGGGAAGCUACUAUCUUCAAAGUUUAACAUUAUGCCUUUUCCAUCAUUCCAAUUUGCGAAUUCUAUGCUUGAACGGUUUGCAGAAUCUUACAUCACUUCCACAACUUCCUCCUAAUUUAGAGAUACUAUGUGCAAAGAAUUGUGUGUCAUUAGAAAAAAUAGCAGAUCUAUCAAACAUGAAAAGACUCAGAAGACUAAAUAUUCAAAACUGCAAAAGUUUAGUUGAGCUUUCAGGCUUGGAGAGUCUUGAAUCCUUAAACUAUCUUGAGAUAGGUAAUUGCAGUGGUUUGAGGAUUCCUUCGAUUGAAAAGUGGUUCAAGGCACGUUCUAAAGGUGAUAUUGUCCAGAUUGUGGUUGGAGUGUCCGGGGGCCAAAGGUUUGUCAUAAAUUGCAAAUUUCCAAUGCCUUUGGGGGAUGUAUGGUUUGAAAUCCCCCACAAUGUGAUUGAUCCCUGCAGUAAAAUUGAAGGAAUUGAUUUGAGUGUAAGAAGAAAAAGCAGUGGUGCUUGGAUUCUUCUAAUGGAAUCCCCCAGAACCCGUUUUAAUCCUGCGUAUUUUGAGGUUCCAACAAUGAUGGGAGAAGUAUUGGAGGUUUACGUAAAAUUCCAUCCUUUGCAUAUGAUAUUUUUUGCAUUUGAAAUACAUAGAAAUAGAGAAGGGGAAGUGCGUUUCUUUCCAUCCACAGAGGCAAUUUCAUCAACCAUAAAUUAGAGGUGUCAGAGCAGCAUCAAAGUUACAUUGUGCUUAGCAACAAUCAUCUUCAGCUUCUAAUUUGCUGCAAAAUGGAUUAUUGUAAGUAUAUCCUUUACACUUGACAGACAGACACCUCUUUAACAUCGAACUAUAUCUUUUAAUUUGUUGUUUAUUUAAUGGCCCAUUUUAAUAUUUAUUAUUUAUUUUUACUUUAUGAAUCAACCCACAACUGUU
Molecule: messenger RNA, 3923 nt
Organism: Ipomoea nil (Japanese morning glory)
Lineage: Eukaryota; Viridiplantae; Streptophyta; Magnoliopsida; Solanales; Convolvulaceae
Product: TMV resistance protein N-like
Exons: 5
Coding region: 186-3707 (1173 amino acids)
Biological process (GO): defense response; signal transduction
Molecular function (GO): ATP hydrolysis activity; ADP binding
Source: RefSeq, a predicted model, not a curated record